Messenger RNA from Poecilia reticulata (guppy), 2268 nucleotides. RefSeq lists its product as uncharacterized. Gene Ontology annotation, biological process: regulation of transcription by RNA polymerase II. The record is from RefSeq and is a predicted model, not a curated record. Lineage: Eukaryota; Metazoa; Chordata; Actinopteri; Cyprinodontiformes; Poeciliidae. Gene Ontology annotation, molecular function: RNA polymerase II cis-regulatory region sequence-specific DNA binding; DNA-binding transcription factor activity.
UCCGGCGGAAGUAACCACACUGAGCUAGCAGCGUUAGCUUCCAGGCUUCUUUGUGUUUAUCGGUGGUUAAAAAACGGCUUUUCUGGGUGAGCUGAAUGUUUAAGAGUCUGCAGUAACAAUAUCUUCGGUUAAUCUUCGGAGAGAAUCGAUCAGAGAGAGACUAACUGCUGCUGAGCGGAAAUAUUCAGCCUCACCGGAGGAGGAAGGAUCGACCAUCCGCUCAGACUGCUGGGAAACCCGGAUCAGCUCCAGAUUUGUCACAUCAUGUCUGCCAUUAAGCAAAAUGUUCUUGCUCAUCAUUUUGACCUCAACCAACAAGAGAUCUCUGCUAUGGAUCCGAGGGAAACAGAAUCUCAACGAAUCAAAGAGAGAGAAGAGGAACCAGAACUUCCACAAGUCAAAGCAGAGGAGUAUGGACCAGAACCUCUGCAGGUGGUAAAGGAAGGAGACCAGAUAAUACUGAAGCAGGUAACAGGUGACUUAACAGAAACAGAUUCUGGAUCUCUUGAAAUCAAAGAGGAACCAAAGGAAGUAGAACUGCAACAAAUGAAGGAAGAUGAUGGUCAAUCAAGUUGCCAGCAGAUGGUCAAGACUGAUGAUGAAGGCUUCAGUCAGGAUGAAAACCAGGAUGUACCAAAGGAAGAGACCGAAACAUUUAUGGUAACGGGUUCUGGAUCACUUGAAAUCAAAGUAGAACCAGAGGAACUGGAGCUGCAGCAGAUGAAGGAAGACGAUCACCAAUCAGAAUCGCAGCAGAUGGUAAAGAUUGAAGCUGAAGGCAUCAAUCAGGAUUAUAACCAGGAAGUACUGAAGCAGGAGACAUUAAUCAUAACUGCGUCUAAUAAUGAAACGGAUCACCAACAACCAGAACUCAGUGGAAACCAAAUGUUCUCGCACCAGAAGAGAGUUGAGAAAACCAGAGGGGAAAGUGACCAUGCAGAGAAAGGUGUGAAGGACAAGGAAAUGUACAGAUUAAAAAAAUGUAAACAGUGUAAUGUAUGUGGGAAAGGUUUCAAGUUAAACACCGAGUUAACAAUCCACAUGAGAACUCACACAGGUGAGAAGCCUUUCUUAUGUGUAACCUGCGGAAAAGGCUUCAGUCAAAAAUGUAAUUUGAAUAGCCACAUGGGAACUCACACAGGUGAGAAGCCUUUCUCAUGUGAAAUCUGUGGGAAAUGUUUUCGUCAAAAAUAUAUCUUGAUUAGCCACAUGAGGACUCACACAGAGGAGAGAGCUUUCUCAUGUGUAACUUGUGGGAGAACUUUCCGUCACAAGUGUAGUUUGAAUAAUCACAUGAGAACUCACACAGGUGAGAAACCUUUUGCAUGUAUAACAUGUGGAAAAGGUUUCAGUGAAAAAAAUACUUUGAUAAGGCACAUCAGAACUCACACAGGUGAGAAGCCCUUCUCAUGUAAAAUCUGUGGGAAAAGUUUUCGUCAAAGACAUAUUUUGAAUACCCACAUGAGAGUUCACACUGAGGAGAGGCCUUUCUCGUGUGCAACUUGUGGAAAAGGUUUUAAUCAAAAAGCCAAUUUGAAUAGCCACAUGAGAACUCACACUGGUGUGAAGCCUUUCUCAUGUGUAACCUGUGGAAAAUGUUUCAAUCAAAAAAUCCAUUUGGAUAACCACGUGAGAAUUCACACAGGUGAAAAGCCUUUUUCAUGUGAAACUUGUGGAAAAUGUUUCCGUGAAAAGCAUGUUUUGAAUACCCACAUGAGAACUCACACAGGUGAAAAGCCUUUUUCAUGUGAAACCUGCGGAAAAUGUUUCCGUGAAAAGCGUAUUUUGAAUAGUCACGUGAGAAUUCAUACAGGUGAGAGGCCUUUCAUAUGCGGAACCUGUGGGAAAUGUUUUGGCCAUAAAAAUAGUUAUACUUACCACAUCAGAACUCACAAAAGGGAAACCUUUCACCCAUCGUAUUUGUCCUAAUGAUGUCUGGUCCAGCUCUAAUUUGACAUGCGGUAAAAUUUAGUUUCAAAGAAGCAUUUUAACAUUCCCCAUAAGUUGGACAGUUUCUGUCAGAGUGUUCAGAAAAAAUGACUCCAUUAACAUUAAUGGCAUGUUUGAUGGUUUGUAGGUGAUAAAGGACUGUACUAAAUUCUUACAAUAGAGUUGAAAUCAUGCAUGAUGUGAAAUUAUAAAAGGACAAAUUUCUUUGUAUUUAAUUGGUGACAGUUAUUGAAAUGCAUUAAUUCUGGGUGUUGUGUGGAUUAAUGCUGCAGUAAAUUUUAUUAAUGUGAUGAAAACUAAUAAAUUCUCUCAAAUGUU